AUGAACUUAUCGAGAAACAUUCCGAGGCUCGUUGGCAAGGUUGCUAUCGUCACUGGCGGUGGCUCUGGCUAUGGAGAGGGCAUCGCCAAGAGAUUCGCCCAAGAAGGAGCCAAAGUUCUGAUUACCGACCUAAACAAGCGGGGUGGAGAGAGAGUGGUAGAGACCGACCAUGACUCUAUUUCUUUCUUGAAAGCAGAUGUUGGACUUCAAGAAGACUGGAGAAAGGUUAUUGAGACUGCUAAAUCUCGAUACGGGCGGCUCGAUUGUCUCGUGAACAAUGCUGGCGUCACAUAUCACAACAAGCCCACAUCUUCUGUGACCGAAGAGGACUUCGAUAGGUGUUUCCGAGUCAACGUCAAGGGCGUAUUCUUUGGCUCACAGGCCUUCCUUCCGGAGCUGAUCAAACAAGGCGAAGGUGGGACUAUGAUUAACGUGGCGUCAGUUGGUGCUACGAGACCCCGGCCAGGCCUCGUCUGGUAUAAUGCUUCCAAAGGUGCAAUCUGGAACGCAACUAAGGGCUUGGCUGCGGAAUAUGGCGCACACAAUAUCCGCAUCAACUCGGUCUGUCCCCUUCUUGGCGGAACUGGCUUAUUUGAAGCUUUCUCUGGACAGCGAGACACGCCGGCUAAUAGGGAAAGAUUCAUCGGCAAUGUACCAUUACAGCGGCUUUGCAAGCCAGAGGAUGUUGCUGGCGCUUGCUUGUUCCUUGCGUCGGACGACAGCAAAUUUAUUACUGGUAUCAAUAUGGAGGUUGAUGGAGGCAGAGCCAUCUGA
Messenger RNA from Fusarium proliferatum ET1, 774 nucleotides. RefSeq lists its product as uncharacterized. The record is from RefSeq and is a predicted model, not a curated record. Bases 1 to 774 code for a protein of 257 amino acids. NCBI's taxonomy places the organism in Eukaryota, Fungi, Ascomycota, Sordariomycetes, Hypocreales, Nectriaceae. The transcript has 5 exons.